UCUAAAUUACAAGCGUCUGAAUGAGUAAACUCUCAAGGUCACCACGGAGAGUAGACCGGUGAUCAGGUAACCGAACUGAAAAUGAGUACAAAAUCAGUUGUGUCCCGGAUUUCCUCUGCGGCUGUGCAGACCUCCGGGAAGGAAAAAGUUUUGGCUGCUUUUUUUACAUCACGUCCAGUCCAGAUCAUGCACAAGAUUUAUAGAAAAGUACUUUAUUAUCCACAGAUUGGAUUGUACAGGGAUGACUGUACAAAACGUAACUUCUAUGCCCCUGGAGUUCUGAAUGAAGCUGUGCAACGACUUCCAGACACUAUUCAACGGGAGAGACAAUUUCGAAUCAGCAGAGCUUUCGCUAAAAGUGGCAACAAGACUGUCAUGAACAAGAAACAAUGGACUCUUUACAAUGAUAUGAGGUAUAUUGAUAAUGCUAUUGACACAGUAAUCCGUGACAUAGAGGUAAAGAGAUACUGGGAUCAAAAUGGAGAACAACCUCCAGAUGAUUUCAAGUUAUCUCCAGAAGAAUACCAAGAAGCUUUAUCAAAAGUGGUUGGCAUGAUGGAAGCACCUGCUGAGGCGAAAUGAGAAACAACUUCAUUUUCCAUUAUUUAAAGUGUUGGUGACAUAGUUACUAUAACAUGAACUUCAUUAAUUGAUGGAGUUUUACCUUUAUGAGAAAUCUAGUAUUGAGUGUGUUUAUGAAUUGGAAUGGUUUCCAUCAGGUACUAUCUAUGAUGGAGGUUAUUUUGAAACAGUGACUUUUAAUUAACAUCUAAAUACUUCAGGUAUAUUAUGAAAAUUGGGAUAUGUGAAUAAACAUUAUUUGUUAAAGAAGA
Molecule: messenger RNA, 833 nt
Organism: Pecten maximus
Lineage: Eukaryota; Metazoa; Mollusca; Bivalvia; Pectinida; Pectinidae
Product: cytochrome b-c1 complex subunit 7-like
Exons: 5
Coding region: 82-582 (166 amino acids)
Biological process (GO): mitochondrial electron transport, ubiquinol to cytochrome c
Source: RefSeq, a predicted model, not a curated record